AACGGCAAGCUAGCAAGUCAGCAGGAGGAUGGCCGCGGCUUACCUCAGCCACCAGCAGAAAGUGCUGCGACUCUACAAGAAAUCGCUGCGCCAUCUCGAGUCGUGGUGCAUCUUUCGGGAUAAGUACCGCUUCUACGCAUGCUUGCUGCGUGCCCGCUUCGAUGCCAACAAAAGCGAGAAGGACAUGGUAAAGGCUACUAAAAUGCUGAAGGCUGGCGAGGAGGAGUUCUGGGACAGGCAGCAUCCGCAGCCCUACAUCUUCCCCGACUCGCCCGGCGGGACCUCCUACGAGCGCUACGAGUGCUACAAGCUGCCCGAGUGGGUCCUGGAGCACUGGCACCCGUCGGAGAAGGCCGCCUACCCCGAUUACUUCGCCAAGAGGGAGCAGUGGAAGAAGUUGAGGGCGCUCAGCUGGGAUAAAGAGGUGGCUCAGCUGCAGGCCGAGACUCCGGCCGACGGGCCCAAGUCGGAAGCCCUCCCCCCAGCCCGCAAGGAGGACGACCUGCCGCCUCUAUGGUGGCAGUAUGUCACCCGCCCCAGGGAACGGCCCACAUAAACGCCCCACCUGCUGUUAACUUGACAUCCAGAAGAACAAUUGACUUUGGGCGGCGGAGAAGACCACCUGCGCGACUUAUUACCUGUCUUCAAUACCCCUCAAUAAACAUGAGAAAUAAA
Messenger RNA from Hippocampus comes (tiger tail seahorse), 675 nucleotides. It is a transcript of the gene ndufb9, whose product is annotated as NADH:ubiquinone oxidoreductase subunit B9. The record is from RefSeq and is a predicted model, not a curated record. Lineage: Eukaryota; Metazoa; Chordata; Actinopteri; Syngnathiformes; Syngnathidae. Gene Ontology annotation, cellular component: respiratory chain complex I. The transcript has 4 exons. Bases 29 to 556 code for a protein of 175 amino acids. Gene Ontology annotation, biological process: mitochondrial electron transport, NADH to ubiquinone.